Molecule: messenger RNA, 1668 nt
Organism: Frankliniella occidentalis (western flower thrips)
Lineage: Eukaryota; Metazoa; Arthropoda; Insecta; Thysanoptera; Thripidae
Gene: emc
Product: protein extra-macrochaetae
Exons: 2
Coding region: 244-705 (153 amino acids)
Biological process (GO): cell differentiation; negative regulation of transcription by RNA polymerase II; circadian regulation of gene expression
Cellular component (GO): cytoplasm; nucleus
Molecular function (GO): transcription regulator activity; protein dimerization activity
Source: RefSeq, a predicted model, not a curated record
AUCGAAACGCACGGGGAGGGGAGGGCAUUCAAGCCGUGACUGUCGACCAGAGAGGAUCCGUGCGCUCCGCCGUUCGACUCGCGACUUGUCUUUUUCUCAUUCUCGUCAUCUCGACAACCUUGUGCCCAGUGUGCGAAGCGUGUGACCUGUGGAUAACACACCGCUCCGCCGCGCAGCAGCCAAGCCGUCAGUGAUCAGUGAAUAGUGCAGUGCAUUUGUUAGUUCUCGCUCCUACUCGACACCAUGAAGGCCACCACCGCAGUGUGUGAUACCGUGGGCUCAGUGAACGGCGUGUCCGCCGGCCGAGUGCACAAGCCCCGGCGCGAUGUGGAGAACGAGGAGGUGCAGAUGUACCUGUCCAAGCUCAAGGAGCUGGUGCCCUUCAUGCCCAAGAACAAGCGACUGAGCAAGCUGGAGGUGAUCCAGCACGUCAUCGACUACAUCUGCGACCUGCAGUACGCCCUGGAGGCGCACCCCAACGCGGAGGCGCUCAUCACCACCGCGCUGCCCACCGUGCAGGCCGUGCCCGCCCCCAACAGGGCCCACCACGCACAGCCCCGCCAGCCCCUCGGCGUCCUGGGCGUGCCCAACACCAUCGUGGCCCCGGGCAACACCUGCGCCGUCCAGGAGCAAGUCUCCAUCACGACACCAAGCCACCUAAGGGAGAAGGUGCCGUCAGCAGAUAGCCGGCAGGUGUCGUGCUAAGUCAUCACCAUUUUCGUCAUCACUGUUUCAUCAUCUCGUCACCACUGUCAUCGCCAUCGCCGCGUGCUUCAUCGCUACUCAUCAUCGUCAUUAUCACUCCCCUGGGGUCGCCAGUGAAUCCCUAGGAUCACGUCACUAAGAUUGCCAUUCGUCAUUUUGAGCAGGAUCUGCUUAAUGUUAAGGAAAAACAAAAUGACAUAUCCUGCAAUGUAUUUUCAGCGACUGAGUUUGUGUAAAUUUCAAGUGUAGCAGACCUGUAGAGAUUCACUAACUGUGUGCUAAAGCACCAUUUGAGCUAUUUCAUAUUUUAUUAAAUUAUAAUUUAUUUUGUUUUCCCUUUUAUAUUUUAUGAUUGAAUUUAUUUUGUAACUUUGGUAGUAUGCGUUUCUUUGAGUUCUUUUUGAGUUAAAAAUCACUCCCGGUUUAACUCAGAUUAAAAUAGAAGUUUAAAAAUAGCUACACUUGUGGGAUCACUGAGAUAACGCACUCUACAGUGAAUGGUACCUGUUAUUUUCUUAUAAAAAUCGUUAUUUUGUUUUUAUUAAUUGGACUGGUCUUGAGUGAGAGGAGACUAUACAGUGCAUCUUUUUUGGAGCAUCAAAACAUAAAACCUGACCCUUUUGGUAAAAAUUGUUUCAUUAUUCAUUGGUGAGAGGUCUAUUUCAAAAUUUGUUAACUUUUCUGUCAAAUAUUUUUGAUGCAUUUGUUGACUGAUGCCCCCUCAGGCCAGUUUGCCUAUUAAUAAAACGUUGUAUAUUUUGUUGUCUGUGAUGUUAGAAUUUUCUUUCUUUGUACAAAAUGUAUAAAGUAGAAUGAUGUUUAAGAAUUGACAUUAUAUGUUAGUCAUACUUGUGAAAGCAUACAUUCAUCUCAUCCUUGUUUGGUGCAUUAUUUCACCAACUGAUUUUGUUUUCGACUGAUGUCUGGAUAAGGUUAAUUAUUAUUAAACAAGUAUGAAUUUAA